Molecule: messenger RNA, 1132 nt
Organism: Miniopterus natalensis
Lineage: Eukaryota; Metazoa; Chordata; Mammalia; Chiroptera; Miniopteridae
Gene: C5AR1
Product: complement C5a receptor 1
Biological process (GO): inflammatory response; complement receptor mediated signaling pathway; phospholipase C-activating G protein-coupled receptor signaling pathway
Cellular component (GO): plasma membrane
Molecular function (GO): G protein-coupled receptor activity; complement component C5a receptor activity
Source: RefSeq, a predicted model, not a curated record
UUUGCGGGCUUUAAAAACCACAGCCCUCAGGCAGGAGGACCUCUGAUCAGCGGAGAACUCCGGGGGACCAAAGAUGGACUCCGUGGAGAACAGCACUUUUGACUACGAUUAUUACUCCUCCUACACCUGGGACCCCAGUAGGUCCGUGGAUAACUCUUCCUACACCUCCAAGCUGGACGGUCUGCACGUGCUCACCCUGCUGAUCUGCGGGCUUGUCUUCCUGGUGGGAGUGCCCGGCAACAUCCUGGUGGUCUGGGUGACCGGGUCCGAGGUCAGACGAACCAUCAAUGCCAUCUGGUUUCUCAACCUGGCCGUGGCGGACCUCCUCUCCUGCCUGGGCCUGCCCAUCUUGUUUGUGACCAUUCUCCAGCACAACCACUGGUAUUUUGGGGACGCGGCCUGCCGCGUCUUCCCCUCCCUCAUCCUGCUCAACAUGUACGCCAGCAUCUUGCUGCUGGCCUUCAUCAGCGCCGACCGCUUCCUGCUGGUGUUUCACCCCGUCUGGUGCCAGAACUACAGGGACGCCCCCCUGGCCUGGGUGGCCUGCGCGGUGGCCUGGACCUUGGCCCUGCUGCUGACCAUCCCCUCGUUCCUGUUCCGGAAGGUGAGCACGCAGUACUUUCCCACCAAGACCGAGUGCGGCGUCAACUACGGUAGCAACAGUUUAAAGAAGGAGAAGGUGGUGGCCACCCUGCGGCUGUUCCUGGGCUUCCUGUGCCCGCUGGUGACGCUGGCCAUCUGCUACAGCUUCCUGCUGAUCCGGGCCUGGAGCCGCAGUGCCACGCGCUCCCUCAAGACCCUCAAGGUGGUGGUGGCGGUGGUGACCAGCUUCUUCAUCUUCUGGCUGCCCUACCAGGUGUCGGGGAUGCUGCUGGCCUUUUUCCACAAGGACCAGAGCAUCUUCAAAACCGCGUCCCGCUUCGACGCGCUGUGCGUGGCCAUCGCCUACAUCAACAGCUGCAUCAACCCCAUCAUCUACGUGGCGGCCGCGCAGGGCUUCCACUCGCGCUUCCUCCGGGCCCUGCCCGCCCGGCUGCGGAACGUGCUCGCCGAGGAGUCCACGGGCAGGGACUCCAAGUCCAUCACGCUCUCCACGGCCGACACCCCGGCCCAGAAGAGCCAGGCGGUGUAG